Messenger RNA from Pongo pygmaeus (Bornean orangutan), 3093 nucleotides. RefSeq names its product reticulocalbin 3 (gene RCN3). Lineage: Eukaryota; Metazoa; Chordata; Mammalia; Primates; Hominidae. Gene Ontology annotation, molecular function: calcium ion binding. Gene Ontology annotation, cellular component: endoplasmic reticulum. Bases 1686 to 2672 code for a protein of 328 amino acids. The transcript is spliced from 7 exons. The record is from RefSeq and is a predicted model, not a curated record.
GACUGAAUGGCGGCUAGGCCUCAGAUCUCUCCUACAGGUAACAUGCUGCCACGGGGGAACCUGCCAGUUUUAUACAUCAGGUCAUGUAUUUUCUUUUCCUUUUUUUUUUCUUUUUUUUAGACGGAGUCUUGCUCUGUUGCUCAGGCUGGAGUGCUGUGGUGCAAUCUCGGCUCACUGUAAGCUCCGCCUCCUGGGUUCACGCCAUUCUCCUGCCUCAGCCUCCCGAGUAGCUGGGACUACAGGCGCCUGCCACCAAGCCUGGCAAAUUUUCUGUAUUUUUAGUAGACACGAGGUUUUACCAUGUUAGCCAGGAUGGUCUCGAUCUCCUGACCUCAUGAUCCACCCGCCUCUGCCUCCCAAAGGGAUGAGAUUACAGGUGUGAGCCACCACGCCCGGCUUAAGGUCACGUAUUUUUAUUUUUUUAUUUAUUUUUUAUUUUUUUUUUAAGACAGAGUUUUGCUCUUGUUGCCCAGACUGGAGUGCAAUUGCACGAUCUCAGUUCACUGCAACCUCUGCCUCCCAGGUUCAAGCAAUUCUGCCUCCCAAGUAGCUGGGAUUACAGGCAUGCGCCACCACACCCGGCUAAUUUUUUGUAUUUAGUAGAGACGGGGUUUCACCAUGUUGGUCAGCCUGGUCUGGAACUCCUGACCUCAGGUGUUCCACCUGCCUCAGCCUCCCAAAGUGCUGGGAUUGCAGACAUUGAGCUACUGUGCUCAACCUGAGGUCAUGUAUUUUUGAUUCAUAACUUUUACAAAUAUUUACUGGAUGACUGCCAUGCCAGGCAUUUUGAGGAAUACUUGGCUACUGUCUGACCACCUGAAUCCUUGGAGCCGAAGAGCAGCGAGGAGCACUGUUCAUUCCUGGAGGAAAUGGGAUAUUUCCUCCGGCCCCUUGAUUCUGCUCUUCCUUUUUUUUUCUUUUCUUUCUUUUUUUUUUUUUUUUUUUGAGACGGAGUUUCGCUCUUGUUGCCCAGGCUGGAAUGCAAUGGUGCGAUCUCGGCUCACCACAACCUCCGUUCAAGCGAUUCUCCUGCCUCAGCCUCCCAAAGUAGCUGGGAUUACACACAUGCGCCACCACACCCGGCUAAUUUUGUAUGUUUAGUAGAGACGGGGUUUCUCCAUGUUGGUCAGGCUGGUCUCGAACUCCCGACCUCAGGUGAUCCGCCCGCCUUGGCCUCCCAAAGUUCUGGAAUUACAGGCGUGAGCCACCGCGCCCGGCCUUCUUUUCUUUUAUUUCGUUUUUUUUGUUUGUUUUUGUUUGUUUGCUUGUUUUGGUAUAGAAGUGUUGGAACGUACACCUCUUUCUUAAACCAUCCUGACAAAGGCAAAGGAAAAAAUACAUUUCCCGUGAGGCGUUGGGACUAGAAUAGCUGGAGGUGGACGGCAGAGUGCCGCGACGACUGCCAGGAGUUGUAGUUCUCCCCGGCCGCGUCACUGCGGCGUCGCCCACCCGCCUUCCCCGGGCAGGCCACCGUUUUCUUUGUGGACGUGGCGAGGAGUGCCCGCGGCCCCCCAUGCACUCAUUGGCCCCGCCCCGUGAGACGCUCGUGCGAGCUCAUUGGGCGGGAGGCGGGGCUAUGCGCUGCCAGAGGCGGGGCCUGACUGGAGAGCUGCCGAAUUGGGCACAUUUGCGGGAACUCAGAGCCCAGCGUGGAGAGCGGAGCGAAGCUGGAUAACAGGGGACCGAUGAUGUGGCGAGCAUCGCUUCUGCUGCUUCUGUUGCUACUGAGGCACAGGGCCCAGGGGAAGCCAUCCCCAGACGCAGGCCCUCAUGGCCAGGGGAGGGUGCACCAGGCGGCCCCCCUGAGCGACGCCCCCCAUGAUGACGCCCACGGGAACUUCCAGUACGACCAUGAGGCUUUCCUGGGACGGGAAGUGGCUAAGGAAUUCGACCAACUCACCCCAGAGGAAAGCCAGGCCCGUCUGGGGCGGAUCGUGGACCGCAUGGACCGCGCGGGGGACGGCGACGGCUGGGUGUCGCUGGCCGAGCUUCGCGCGUGGAUCGCGCACACGCAGCAGCGGCACAUACGGGACUCGGUGAGCGCGGCCUGGGACACGUACGACACGGACCGCGACGGGCGUGUGGGUUGGGAGGAGCUGCGCAACGCCACCUAUGGCCACUACGCGCCCGGUGAAGAAUUUCAUGACGUGGAGGACGCAGAGACCUACAAAAAGAUGCUGGCUCGGGACGAGCGACGUUUCCGGGUGGCCGACCAGGAUGGGGACUCGAUGGCCACUCGAGAGGAGCUGACGGCCUUCCUGCACCCCGAGGAGUUCCCUCACAUGCGGGACAUCGUGAUUGCUGAAACCCUGGAGGACCUGGACAGAAACAAAGAUGGCUAUGUCCAGGUGGAGGAGUACAUCGCGGAUCUGUACUCAGCUGAGCCCGGGGAGGAGGAGCCGGCGUGGGUGCAGACGGAGAGGCAGCAGUUCCGGGACUUCCGGGAUCUGAACAAGGACGGGCACCUGGACGGGAGUGAGGUGGGCCACUGGGUGCUGCCCCCUGCCCAGGACCAGCCCCUGGUGGAAGCCAACCACCUGCUGCAUGAGAGCGACACGGACAAGGACGGGCGGCUGAGCAAAGCGGAAAUCCUGGGUAAUUGGAACAUGUUUGUGGGCAGUCAGGCCACCAACUACGGCGAGGACCUGACCCGGCACCACGAUGAGCUGUGAGCCCCGCGCACCUGCCACAGCCUCAGAGGCCCGCGAAAUGACUGGAGGAGGGGCCGCCGUGGUCUGGCCCCCUCCCUGUCCAGGCCCCGCAGGAGGCAGAUGCAGUCCCAGGCAUCCUCCUGCUCUUGGGCUCUCCGGGACCCCCUGGGUCAGCUUCUGUUCCUGUCAUACCCCCAACCCCAGGGAGGGGCUGUCAUAGUCCCAGAAGAUAAGCAACCCCUAUUUCUGACUGAGUCUCCCAGCCCAGACCCAGGGACCCUGGCCCCAAGCUCAGCAUCUAAGAACCGCCACCAACCCCUCCAGCUCCAAAUCUGAGCCUCCACCACACAGACUGAAACUCCCCUGGCCCCAGCCCUCUCCUGCCUGGCCCAGCCUGGGACACCUCCUCUCUGCCAGGAGGCAAUAAAAGCCAGCGCCGGGA